This is a messenger RNA of Poecile atricapillus (Black-capped chickadee), 1252 nucleotides long. RefSeq names its product GTP-binding protein Rhes-like. The coding region runs from base 149 to 775 and encodes 208 amino acids. Lineage: Eukaryota; Metazoa; Chordata; Aves; Passeriformes; Paridae. Gene Ontology annotation, molecular function: GTP binding; GTPase activity. The transcript has a single exon. The record is from RefSeq and is a predicted model, not a curated record.
GAAGUUUGCGGAGCGGCGGCACCAACAUUCCCCCGAGUCAGCGCGGGGAGGACGGACAGACGGACACACCGUGCGGGGCUGCAGCCACCCAGGGACACCUGUGGGGUGAGCACCAGCCGCAGAGCAUCCCGUCCCCUCCGUGCCAGCCAUGUCCCUGGUGGCGAAGGAGAAGAGCCACGUCCGCUUGGUUUUCCUGGGAGCUGCCGGCGUGGGGAAGACAUCGCUCAUCCGCCGCUUCCUCAUGGACACCUUCGAGCCCAAGCACCGGCGCACGGUGGAGGAGCUGCACAGCAAGGAGUACGAGGUGUGUGGGGCCACGGUGAAGGUGGAGAUCCUGGACACCAGCGGCAGCUACUCCUUCCCGGCCAUGAGGAAGCUCUCCAUCCAGAACAGCGACGCCUUCGCCCUGGUCUACGCCGUGGAUGACGCCGAGUCCUUCGAGAGCGUCAAGAGCCUGCGGGAGGAGAUCCUGGAGGUGAAGGAGGACAAGUUCCCUCCCAUCGUGGUGGUGGGCAACAAGGCGGAGAGCGGUGGCGAGCGGCGGGUGCCGGUGGAGGACGCGCUGUCGCUGGUGGAGCUGGACUGGAACAGCCGCUUCGUGGAGACCUCGGCCAAGGACAACGAGAACGUGCUGGAGGUGUUCAGGGAGCUGCUGCAGCAGGCCAAGCUGCCCAGCAGGCUCAGCCCCGCGCUCUGCAAGAGGAGGGAGACGCUGCCCAAGGAGCAGGCGCUCAGGCCGCCCAUGAACAAGACCAACAGCUGCUCCGUGUGCUGAGCCGGGGAGGCACCGGCCGCAAACUCAGGUGGGCUGGCUGGGGACAGCCUCGGCCGAAACCUCCCCUGCUGCUCCCACCCCUUCCCUCCUCCUCCCCACCCAGCCCGCAGGAGCGCAGGGGCUCGGAGGUGACAGGGAGGAGGGAGCUGGAAGGGAUGCUGGUCACUGGAUGGGUGUGGGGAGAGGGGCAAUUCCCAAAAAACCUGUGGGGGAGCUGGCAGGGGGGACAAACGCCAGGACUCUGCAGAUGUGGGCACCUGCAGCUGUCCCAGGACACUCAGGUCCGGUGUCCCCUCGUCCCAAGCACCUGGAACCUCCUGGCACGGCUCUGGCACCCACAGCACAUCCAGUGUCCGAGCAGUCCUGAGCCUGUCCCUGGUGUAGAGCAUGUGAUGGGAUGGUCUGUGCAUCACUUUGGUUUUCUCUUGUCUCUGUUUGGUUUUUUUUAAGCGUUCCCAAUAAAUAAAUUGUAGCAAA